AUGACGGUCCUUUCCUUUUCGUGUGUUGUGUUGAUCCUGGCAGUUGCCACAGUGCCAGAAGUAAAGUGUUUCUCGCCAGGGGGAGCUGUGUAUACUCGCUGGGGUCACAAGAGGUGUCCAAGAACAGCCAGAAUGGUCUACUCAGGCUUUGCUGGUGGGUCGUAUUACGGCCAUCAGGGUGGUGCGGUAGAACCACUCUGUUUACCGAGAAACCCUCAGUGGGGACGACAUGAUAGCAGGAUGAGCUCCUUCAGAGGAUAUAUCUACGGAGCUGAAUAUGAACUUCCGACAAACAUUAUCCUCUCCAAUCUCCAUGACAACGACGUGCCUUGUGCUGUAUGCGAGACUCGAAAAGGGAAGUCCGCCAUUAUUAUUCCAGCGAGAACAACCUGUUUUAAUGGUUGGAGAAAGGAGUACUCCGGGUAUCUGAUGACAGGAAGGUACUUGCAUCCGGCGGCCUCCACUUACUCUUGUGUGGACCAGCACCCUCAGGCAAUAUUUGGUGGACGGCAGAACAAUAAUGGGUAUCUGUUCUACCUAGUCGAGGGACGAUGUGGAAGCCUGAAAUGCCCCCCCCCCCCUAUAGGAACGGAUGGGAGUUUACAUGUGUCGUCUGUUCUAAAAGAUGAGACACAAACGUAUUAUUAG
This is a messenger RNA of Saccostrea echinata, 648 nucleotides long. RefSeq lists its product as uncharacterized. Lineage: Eukaryota; Metazoa; Mollusca; Bivalvia; Ostreida; Ostreidae. The coding region runs from base 1 to 648 and encodes 215 amino acids. The transcript is spliced from 3 exons. The record is from RefSeq and is a predicted model, not a curated record.